UAACAUUUUUUUUAUAUUCUACUUAAAGUUGUUGCAGAGGAGUUGACAACGUUUUGUGGCGCAACACCGUACUGAAAUGCUGAUGCUGUCAAACUGAGCAGUGGAACAAUUUAGGGAUUAGUUUGGCACCCGUUCUAGCAGUCAGUAUUGAGACAAGAUGAACCUGGAGGCGUACUUCCAAAGAAUAGGCUUCCACGGCCCACUGGACAAAGCGGAUCUCACCACACUGAAGCUGAUCCACAAGCAUCAUGUCAUGUCGAUCCCCUUCGAGAACCUCAGCAUCCACUGCGGCGAAGCGAUCGUCAUGGACCUGGACGCCAUCUUUGACAAGAUAGUGACACGGAACCGCGGUGGUUGGUGCCUUGAGAACAACUUGCUGUUUUCCUGGGUGCUCAAAGAAUUGGGAUACAGCCCGACCAUAUUGGGCGCCAGAGUCUUCAGUAGCGCCACUGGCGACUUUGGACCUUGUAAUAGUCACCUCAUCAAUAUGGUGGACAUUGAAGGCAAAGCUUAUAUAGCGGACGUGAGCUUCGGGGUGUCGUCGCAACUGUGGGAGCCGCUGGAGCUCGUCCACGGGAAGGACCAGCCUCAGAAGACCGCGGUGUUCCGUCUUCUAAACAAGGGAGAGGUCUGGGUUCUAGAGAAGUCGAGUCGAAAGUCGGUGAUCCUGAACCCGCACUUCGCCAGCUCGAGUCUGGUGAACAGGAAGCUGACAAAAACGAUAUAUUCCUUCACAAUGGUGCCGUGUGUCGCCGAGGACUUCUUCGAAGUCAACGACAAGCUUCAAACGGAUCCUGGUGCGCUCUUCACCAACAAGUCCAUCUGCUCCUUGCAAACACCCACGGGUUUCAUAGCCCUGAUUGGCCGCGUCUACAGCGAGGUCACCUCCAAACCCGAGGAGGGCGUCGACGUAUUCGAUAUGAGGGAUGUGCCAGAAGGCGAGGUUGAGCGAAUUCUGAGAGAGAAGUUUAACAUCCGUUUGCAAAACAAACUACAACCCGUCAACAACGCCUACUCAUACACACUCUAAGGCCAGGAUUCCUGAAGGAAAUGAUCCAAAUUCACGGAAUUGUUCAGAAAAAGAAGUACUGUAAGCUCCGAAUAGUGGCUCUUUGAUCAAAUGUCAAUCAUAUAACAGAACAGGUCAUUUUUUUUGUGACAUUUCUGUUUGUUUUUUCAAACAUAAAGUGCAAGCACGCCUCGGAUCUGACAUUCCAAAGAGGUUUUUUUUUAUUCCGAUUGCAUGGAAAAGUACUUUUAAAUUAAGUUUUACAUGGAGAAUCUGUCGGUCAUAAUCUUAGCAAUAAACAAAUAAUUCAUUGUUAUCAGAUUGUAUUAUUUGUAGUGAUCCAGAUUUUUUUUUGUCAUGCAAUGCACUUUGCAGAGAACAGCCGAAUAAUGAUUUAAUAAUAAUAA
Messenger RNA from Doryrhamphus excisus (bluestripe pipefish), 1416 nucleotides. Its product is annotated as arylamine N-acetyltransferase, pineal gland isozyme NAT-10-like. The record is from RefSeq and is a predicted model, not a curated record. NCBI's taxonomy places the organism in Eukaryota, Metazoa, Chordata, Actinopteri, Syngnathiformes, Syngnathidae. Gene Ontology annotation, molecular function: arylamine N-acetyltransferase activity.